AUGAAAAGGUUUCUUGAGGGGACAACCCACGCAGCCCAAUUGCAGUCCGUGGGCCAGGAUGGCGAUGCCGUCGAGGGUGCUCUUGGAGAGCGCGCAAUUGCGCGUCGACCUUGGCGGCGCAGAACCGGAGCCGGGGGGAAACGGGCACUCUGCCCCGGAACAGGCGAGGAUAGUCGGGGAGGGAAAUAUCUCAAGUGGCGAGGGAGAGUUCCCUGGAAGACCUCUCCGGAGUCCAAACGCGGGGUGAGGGGUCCGCCGUCCAUGCAAAGAGUGGCAGAGUGGCGCGCAUCGAAAGGCUGUUAG
Podarcis lilfordi (Lilford's wall lizard) is the source of this 303-nucleotide messenger RNA. The record is from the annotation of a GenBank genome assembly. NCBI's taxonomy places the organism in Eukaryota, Metazoa, Chordata, Lepidosauria, Squamata, Lacertidae.